AUGCCAUUGGACGUCGUGUGGACGCGCCUCCUUGCACGUGGAGCUUUUUUUCUUUUCCUUACGCUGCUUCUUGCUACUUCCGGGGGCGCCGCGCACUCGUUGGCGGUUUACCCCAUUGUGGAGGAUCCCCUGGUGAAUUACUCUGUAGUGGCAUCUCAGCGAUGUGAGGAUGCGGGCAUGCGUCUCGCUGCCCCUGAUAGCCUCGAAAAGGCGAAGCAUAUGGAGAGUUUGCUGUCACGAUGUUCUUCCUCAACGGGCUCAGUUCUUUUUGGUGCGCAGGUUGUUGAGUGUGAUGCAACUAUUUCACUUUUUUUAUUCAAAGACGUUUUUUCUGAGCCCAGUUCUCCCGUUGCCGGGGAUGCCGAGCUGUGCGAUUCUUUAGCGGGCGCAGCUGGCCGCAAAAAUGUCCCCGGUAUGUUUGGCGGGACCUUGGGGUUGCCGUUUUACCACGUUGACUUUAAGGAUUGUAAACACCCAAACUGCAUCCGACCAGUGCUGCUAGAUUACGAUCCAGCACAGCGUUACGGAUUUGAGAAACCACAGAGUAAUGAAAUGAACUUACUGGUGUGGAAGCUGAAAAAAACUGAGGAUGGCAAGACUCUCUUCUCUUGGGAGGGAGUGUGCAGCAAAGGCACCGCGGGAUGCCCAUUUAAAGGGGUACAAAAGCCCUUCAUACCUAAUCAGGUUAUUUGUGAGUCCGAUGGCCCUAUGACGGACCUUGCUGCCAUUUGCUUUGAAAGUUAUGUAGAUACCACGGAAGCGAAAAAACCUGUUGACGGCAAUUUGUGGAUAAUCGUUGCGGCAGUGGGAUCUGGUGUGCUGAUUUUAGCAUUGUUGGUAAUAAUUUUCUCCACUAAUUCAUGGAGGCAGCGGCGUGAUAUGAAACGCCGAGAAGAAUCGGAGGACAUUUCGGCUCCAUACAAAUCGAAACGUGAAAAUGGCAGCUCAUUGAAGUUACAGCACCAAGGAAGCCUUGCCGGAGAGGGCAUGCAACGCCAGGGAAGCUUUGCUGGAGGGGAAAUGCCGCGCCAAGGAAGCUUUGCUGGAGGGGGAAUGCCGCGCCAAGGAAGCUUUGCUGGAGGGGGAAUGCAGCGCCAAGGAAGCUUUGCUGGAGGGGGAAUGCCGCGCCAAGGAAGCUUUGCUGGAGGGGGAAUGCAGCGCCAAGGAAGCUUUGCUGGAGGGGGAAUGCAGCGCCAAGGAAGCUUUGCUGGAGGGGAAAUGCCGCGCCAAGGAAGCUUUGCUGGAGGGGGAAUGCAGCGCCAAGGAAGCUUUGCUGGAGGGGGAAUGCCGCGUCCGGGGGGUUUUCCUGGAGGGGGAAUGCAACACUCGAAAAGCUUUUCUGGAGUUGGAAUGCCGCGUCCGGGAGGUUUUCCUGUAGUGGGAAUGCCGCGUCCGGGAGGUUUUCCUGUAGUGGGAAUGCCGCGUCCGGGAGGCUUUGCUGGAGGGGGAAUGCCGCGCCAAGGAAGCUUUGCUGGAGGGGGGAUUUCGCGCCAAGGAAGCUUUGCUGGAGGGGGAAUGCCGCGCCAAGGAAGCUUUGCUGGAGGGGGGAUUUCGCGCCAAGGAAGCUUUGCUGGAGGGGGAAUGCCGCGUCCGGGAGGUUUUCCUGGAGGGGGAAUGCAGCACCAAGGAAGCCUUGCCGGAGGGGGAAUGCAGCACCAAGGAAGCCUUGCCGGAGGGGGAAUGCAGCGCCAAGGAAGCCUUGCCGGAGGGGGAAUGCAGCACCAAGGAAGCCUUGCCGGAGGGGGGCUUUCGCGCCAAGGAAGCUUUUCGGAUGCAGAAGAAAUACGUGGAGAAACUAAGGAUGAUGUAAAAUUAAAGCGCCGGGUCAGUUUCACUGGCACCUAUGUGCUUUUGUAG
Molecule: messenger RNA, 1857 nt
Organism: Trypanosoma cruzi
Lineage: Eukaryota; Euglenozoa; Kinetoplastea; Trypanosomatida; Trypanosomatidae
Exons: 1
Coding region: 1-1857 (618 amino acids)
Source: RefSeq, a predicted model, not a curated record